This is a messenger RNA of Sander lucioperca (pikeperch), 682 nucleotides long. Its product is annotated as NPC intracellular cholesterol transporter 2. The record is from RefSeq and is a predicted model, not a curated record. The transcript is spliced from 5 exons. Gene Ontology annotation, molecular function: cholesterol binding. Lineage: Eukaryota; Metazoa; Chordata; Actinopteri; Perciformes; Percidae. Gene Ontology annotation, biological process: cholesterol efflux; intracellular cholesterol transport. The coding region runs from base 101 to 589 and encodes 162 amino acids.
GGCGUGACUUCGGCGCUCAGGGAAAUAAAAGCAUAAAAAGUGAGGCGGAAGCAUAGACAGUAUAUAAGAAGGGCGGAAGUCGUUCUCACUUCGGAAACUGAUGGAAGCACUUCAAAGGAUCACUCAAAAAGAAAGAAACAUGGAUGUCCGUACUGGAUUUAUUGUUUUGUUCUGCCUAAUGGGAUUCACCUGUGCGGAGCCAGUGAAAUUCAUUGACUGCGGCUCCUCUUCUGGCAAAGUGGCCAUAGUGGACAUUAACCCUUGUGCUAGUCAGCCAUGCCAGCUACACAAAGGACAGUCCUACAGCGUCAAUGUGACAUUCAACAGUGCUGUGGUGAGCCAGACGAGCACAGCAGUGGUUCACGGUAUUAUUGCUGGAGUCCCCAUCCCCUUCCCCAUUCCCAUAGAAGAUGGCUGCAAGUCUGGAAUCCAGUGUCCCAUCCAGAAGCAGCAGGUGUAUCACUAUGUGAACUCUCUACCUGUGAAGACAGAGUAUCCUGCAAUAAAGCUGGUUGUGGAGUGGGAACUAAGGGACGACGACAAACAAGACCUGUUCUGCAUCAGGUUUCCAGUUCACAUUGUGAGCUAAGCUAGCAACACUACAGUACCUCUCUGACAAGUGUUUGUCUUUUUUUUUUAAAAGGGAUUCAGCUUUGAGUAAAAACCUAAAGAAUGUUAAUGA